Messenger RNA from Aspergillus ruber CBS 135680, 1037 nucleotides. RefSeq lists its product as uncharacterized. The coding region runs from base 303 to 815 and encodes 170 amino acids. The transcript has a single exon. The record is from RefSeq and is a predicted model, not a curated record. NCBI's taxonomy places the organism in Eukaryota, Fungi, Ascomycota, Eurotiomycetes, Eurotiales, Aspergillaceae.
GUCCGUGUUGGGAUUCUAAAUACGAGGGAGUACCGGGGAGGUAGUUUCUGAACCGCUUUGAGAGCACCGGAUAAACAGGGAAAGCUCAAAAAAAGACAGAAAAAGGGAUACGUUUCUCAUAUCCAAUGAGCAUCUGUCGUUGACUCGAAUGUUGAUCCCAGAUAUGAUCAUCAUCGACACCACUUCGAUUUAUUGGAGACAGUCCAUCAGUCAAUGACACAAUCCAUCCAUCCGCUAUGGGUCACAGACGGCAUUAUCAUCCGUCCCAGUUCUAUCUUCUGUCUUAACAAAGUGUCUCCAUUAUGCAACUCAAUAAUACCCGACUCUUCGAUACGCUAUUGUGUACUCCGUACUGGUAUUACAAUGGUUUAAUAUCGGUCACAAUGAAUUACGUGACGGCGGGGACCUGGAACCACCAUGACGGCGAUGCCAUUCAAUCCAAUCCAUGGGACUGCACCGAACGGAUUCGAUUCGGAUCGUCGCGCCUCCCGACCGAUGAUGGGCAUGGAUGGGCGCAACAAAGACACGGGUCAUGGUUGCUGCCAAACUGUCGUGCAAAACUUGUCUGGAUUUUGGUUAUGCUCUAUUCCAAAUCCCGUCUAUUAUACAUGCAGAGACGGCCCCCUGAUCGUUCCGUAUGCCGUGCUGUGGCUGAGUACGGGACACUCAAUGUGGCAACAACUGAUGGCCCCGCUAAGGUUUGCUCCAGCCCUUCUGGAAUAGUUCGAAUCCCGUUCCUGAAACGAUUCGCUAGCCGUUUCCAUGAUACCCUACGGAGUACCCGCCCAGUGAAAAUAAGUGCUACCUACUAUUGAACCUGGUCCACGGUUUCGGUAACUUUAGGAAAGAUCGAACGUCGAAUGAGUGAAUUCAACCGCCUUACCGGGGAAAUGGAUGAUCACCCUAGUCCACGGAUAGUCGAAUUCGCGAAGCCCUCUUAGACUCUCGGCUUGAAUCUUCCAGAAUCAUAUUAUUUGAGCUCUGUCCUAUGAGGCCCGGAUAUUGCGAUUCUUGACUCCUUCAGUGGAGUACAGUUC